Messenger RNA from Amphimedon queenslandica, 1202 nucleotides. RefSeq lists its product as uncharacterized. The record is from RefSeq and is a predicted model, not a curated record. The annotation marks the transcript as partial. The transcript is spliced from 7 exons. Lineage: Eukaryota; Metazoa; Porifera; Demospongiae; Haplosclerida; Niphatidae.
UGAGGGGAGGAGAGUUUAAAGCUGAUAGUUGGUAUGGAUCCAUUCAACGUAAAAAGUUCUGUUUGGUAGCUAUUGUUGGGGUGAAAUGUCUACCCAAAUCAUCAACUAAUGGAGACGAGUCAGAGGAGGAGGAGGAACAAUUAGAAGAGGAAGCUGAGGAGGAAGUGGAAGAUGGUAAUAGUGAUUCAUCCAGUGAUUCUGAUAAGACUAAAGGUCCACCAGGAGGUAACAGUGGAGGACAAGGAGAGUCUACUAGUAAUGAGGGAGUAGAGGAAGAGGGGGAGACUGGAGGUGAGCCAUUACAUGAGGAAGGAAAUGAAGAGCAAAAUAAUGUAAGAGUAGAAGAGUCAAAGGAUCAUGAAGAACCACAGCAUGAAGAAGCAACUGCUCCAAUACCUUGUACUGAGAUUAGUUCAGAUUUUAAUAGUGAAAUGGUUAUUUCCACUGGUGUAGUAGAGAAUAUGACAUACGCUGGACAGGUUUAUUAUGAAGAGAAAAGAACUAGAGAAUUGGUAACCUUCACUGCAGCUAAGAAAUUGAGUGCUCUCAUUGAGUUCAUUGAGAAGAAACAUAUACAAGCUGAGAUUGAUCAACAUGUUUAUUUUUCAUUCAAUUCUUCCUAUUCAUAUAUUGAAUUGAAGUCUGAUGCACCUCAAGAAGAGCCAUUCACUGGUUGGAGUAUUAAGCCUCACCUUAAGCCUUGUAGAUUGCGUCGUUGCGAUAUUGAUAAUUUUGGUGAUGCUAAUUAUCCAGUUCCUCCAUCUUGUUUGAUAUCAAUAUAUGGAUCACCAGGUGCUGUACCAUCACUGCAUUACUCUGUACCACUAGUGGGUGUUGUUGACCCAGUUACAUUGCUCAUUCAUUGUUCAUUGAGAACUGCGCCUCCUCGUCCUUCAAUAAAUCCUAAUAGCUCUAUGGCCUCUAAUGAAUCUGCAGUAUUAUCCACUGGAGGAGCUAUCCAUAUGAUCAAUACUGCAGUGAGACAAGCUCCUUCAAUGGAAGAGUGCAUUGAUGAGUUCAAGGCUAGUCUUAGUUUCAAGAGGAAGUUACCUCAAGUGCAGGAGCACUGUCAAAAGUUCUUAGACUCAUUCAUUGCUGUAAGAGGCAGUUAUGCUCAUGCAGCAAUAGCUUUAGGUGAGGACUUGAUUGAAACUAUUAGGAAUGAACUGGGAUUUGAAUUUAUUAUUGAUAUUGAUGCAUAA